This is a messenger RNA of Aspergillus niger, 2397 nucleotides long. RefSeq lists its product as uncharacterized. The coding region runs from base 1 to 2397 and encodes 798 amino acids. The record is from RefSeq and is a predicted model, not a curated record. Gene Ontology annotation, molecular function: protein binding. NCBI's taxonomy places the organism in Eukaryota, Fungi, Ascomycota, Eurotiomycetes, Eurotiales, Aspergillaceae. The transcript is spliced from 4 exons.
AUGCUUAGCAAGGUCUAUUACGUCCUAGUAGUGAUCUCAACAAAAUACUCUUUACGAGUCUCUAUGAGGGUCAUGUACACAUCGGAGAAUGCCAUGCAAGAUCUGUCUUUUUUGCUAAUGACAGCAACCAGAGAAGUGGAAUGGUCCGCAUAUCGAGAAGCCAGUUGGCUUACCACUAGUGGGUUUCUUUGGCGACAUGGCAGUCAGAGUUUACCUAGUGUAUACCAGUUGAUAGGAUCGUAUCUCAUUUCCCUCACAAUAUCUAAUAUCAUAUCACGUCUUACUAUUCCCAACCCGACAUCAGCUCAACAAACGAACUCAUUCAUAAUGCUAGGCGAACUACCUGGUGAGGUCCUGCAGUGCAUCGCAGACUGCCUAAAUACCGCAAAAGAUCGGAACAACCUUGCAAAAACAAGUCGGCGGCUCUAUCGAUGCACCAACACCUUGCUUUAUCAGUGGGAUAUGUAUUAUCGUAUGGGUUACGCAAUAAAAUGGGCUGCGGAGAAUGAACGAGAGACAACAGCCCGAUUGUCACUAGCGAUAGCUCGCACGCCAGAAUCAUUGGAUGUUGCGGGAUUCGCUCUAUUGCUAGCAACUAAGCUGAGACAUGAGGCUGUGAUCAGAAUCAUACUAUCUACGAAGGGAGUCAACCUUAACUUUAGUGUGCAUGGGAGGACCCCGCUUUGGCACGCAGCGGCAAACGGAUAUGAAGGGAUUGUGAAAAUGCUACUCAACAUGAAGGAUGUCAACCCCGACGAGCAGGACCAUUGGGGUGGAACACCAUUAUGCAUUGCAGCACAAUACGGGCAUCUAGAGGUAGUCAAGUUGUUGCUUGCCACCAAGCGGGUGAAUCCAGGUCAUCGAGACAGCUGGGGAGACACCCCGGCCAUCAGAGCAGCAGCAGGAAGGUAUGAGAAAAUAGUGAUGUUAUUACUCAAUACUGAAGGUGUCGAUCCUCAUUCCCAGAAUAGUCAUGGCUGGACCAUCCUGUCAUGGGCGAUAAUACGUGGUCUGCAACAGGUAGUCGAAUUCCUGCUUGCUACCCAGGGAAUUGACCCAGAUCUUAGAGACUCUGACGGAUUUACUCCAUUGUCCAGAGCAGCAGGGGCUGGAAGAAAGCAAGUAGUUUCACUACUGCUCGGCACGGGAAAGGUGAACCCCAAUUCUCUAGCGAAUUCCCGAGAGACACCGCUGUCCAUCUCCGCAAACUAUGGCUAUGCGGCAAUCGUCAAGAUGCUUAUUACCGCAGGUGCAAAUAUCCAUACUCGAGACGAAAUGGGAGCGACGGCACUCAUGUAUGGCGCGAAAUCUGGAAAUCUGGAACUCGUCGAAGCGCUUCUUGCUGCAGGUGCAGGCAUUCACAUCCGAGAUAAUGACGGUGCAACUGCCCUCAUAUAUGCUGCGGAAUACGGAAAGCUCAAAAUUGUUGAAACACUUCUGGCUAUAGGUGCAGAUGUUCACAUUGCAGAUAACUUUGGAGAGACAGUACUCAUACACGCUGUUGGAUCCGGAAAUGCGAAAGUGGUUGAAGCGCUUGUUGCUGCAGGCGCAGAAAUCAAUAUGGGAGAUAACUGGGGACAAACACCACUUUUUCACUCUGUACUGCAUAGAGGCUUGGAGGUUCUUAGCUUCCUUAUUGCUAAAGGUGCAGAUCUUGACGUCCAAACUACUGAUGGGACGACAGCACUCACUCAGGCUUCGAAUUAUGGAUAUGAUGUGAAAAUAGUCAAAGCGCUUAUUGCUGCAGGAGCAGGACUUGACAUCAGAGACAACAGCAGUGAUGGAUAUGGAGGCACACCCCUUUUGAAUGCGGUUAAUUGUAAGGCGGAAGUAGUGGUUGAAGCUCUACUUUCUGCAGGCGCCAUGCCUGAUAUCGGGAAUGGCCGAGGACAGACCCCCCUUGCGAGGGCAGCCGUGGAGGGACAUCCGAAGAUAUUUAGGCUUCUAUUAGAAGCAGGAGCAAAUCCACACAUUGCCGAUCGUGAAGGAUGGACUCCGUUGGCAUACCUAUCACGAGUUCGUCAGGACAAUGUCCAACACCUCAAAUUACUUCUUGCUGCGGGUGUGAAUGUUAAUGUCAAAACCCAGGAUGGAUGGACGCCAUUGGCGCUAGCAGCUAACUGCGGUAGUCUGGAGGCGGUGAAGAUUUUACUUGCAGCGGGGGCAGACCCAAACUCUGGAACACCCCUAACAAAAGCAGCGUUUCACGAACACCUGGAGAUUGUGAAAACACUUCUUGCCGCAGAAGGCAUCGAUACGGAUUUGAAGGGUAGUGACUGGCUGCCAGCGCUGUGGAUAGACAGACAGCCGGGCUAUUCAAGAGCGGCGGACUUGAUACAUCAGCACAGAAUGCUUAAAAUAUGGUUUAAAAAAAUGAUGGGUGGGUGUAAUCCUUAA